AUGCGGGAAGUAGUGACUCUUCAGUUUGGCAGCUACGCCAACUUCGUCGGCGCUCACUUCUGGAACCUGCAGGAUGAGGCGGUGGGGCGCCAGGGCGAGGGGGGCGCGGAGCAGGCGGGGGCGGGCGUGGAGGAGAGCGUGGUGAUGCAGUGGCGGGAGACGCCAGGGCCUGCCUCCACGCCAUACUGCACGCCUCGCCUGCUCGCCAUCGACUAUAAAGGCUGCCUUGGCCCCGUGUCCCUCGAAUCGCCACUGGGGGGCGUCGCCCCUGCACCUUCUGCCCUGCCCACAUGGUCUGGCCCCUCCCAUGUCUCAUCGGCCGCGCCUCUCCCCCUCAACCCCUUCCUGCGCCGCCUGCUGCACCCGCCCCCACCCACCGCUCACACCGCCUCCUCCGUGCCUGGCUCCCAGGCCAGGGGGGAGGAACGCCACGAGGCCGCAGGCAGGUACGGUGAGGGGGAGGCAGCAGAGGAGGCGGAAGGGGAGGCGGAAGGGGGGGAAGAGGAGGAGGCGGAGGUGGUGCGGGGGUUGGAGUGCGGAGUGGGGUACUGGACGGAGUACCUCAAGGCGCACGUGCGCCCUGCCACUGUGCUGCAGCUGUCGGGCGGGUGGUGGCAGGGCGCUCUCUCCCCCCUGGACGCGGGGGGUUAUGGCAACUGGCGCGAGGUGGGGGGCGGGCGGGAGGGCGAGGAGGAGGUGGAGGAGGGGGUGAGGCGGGUGGUGGAGGAGUGUGACGCGCUGCAGGGCUUCUCCCUGCUGCUGCACGCCGCCUCGCCCUUUGCAUCCCUCGCCACACGCACAGCCCUGCACCUGGCUGCGGAGUUCCCAAGGGCGCCCAAGCUGCUCUUCUCCCUGCGCCCCCCCGACGCCCUCCUCCCACCCGCCACUCCCGCCCCCGGCCCCCACGCCCUGCCCGGCACGCCCUCCCUGCACCACCUCUCCUCUGCCGUCUCCCUCGCCUCGCUGCUGCCACUCACCUCCCUCAUUCUGCCCCUCGGCCUGCCCUCCCUCUCUGGUACGUACCCCUGCUGCCCUGCUGCCAUGCCGGUUAGCUUGUGUCUGCUGAGCGCUGCUGCUGCUCGCACUUAUUCCCGCACGCAUAAGUCAAUCCCCCCCCCAACACUUGCUCCGCACUCACAUGCUGUACUUUCUGUGUGA
Molecule: messenger RNA, 1158 nt
Organism: Closterium sp. Yama58-4
Lineage: Eukaryota; Viridiplantae; Streptophyta; Zygnematophyceae; Desmidiales; Closteriaceae
Source: the annotation of a GenBank genome assembly